UCUAUAGAAUUUUACAAAACGAUGAAAUAAGGCUUUUAAUUCUAAACAUAUGGUCAGUGGAAAUGACACAUAUACAUGCAUGUGCUAUGAAGGUGGAGGGUUAAAAAUAUACAGAGGGAAGUAAUAAAGUGCAACUCGUGCAGAGUAACUAAGUUUUCGUAGCCACAACAGUCGAGGCACGGUGGCUUGCGAUAACGUAUCGAUGUUAUAAAAGGCAGAGAGAAACACCUGAGAACAGGAAGAUUUGGAAUAAUUGUGUGCACCAGACAGUGGAAUUGUGACGAUUUUGAAAAAAUGGCAAAAAUCAUCAUUUUUUGUGCUUUACUGUUGUUAGCGAACAUUGGAGGUGUUUCAGCUCAGGACAACUCAACUGAGAAUGAUAACCCAACAACAAAAGAUAACCCACCUGCAGUGACACCCUCAGCUCCAGGAGGGGAUGGGACAUCCAAAACAUCAAGUACAGUUAAAACUACUACGACAACUAUAGAUCCAAUUUUGGCAAUCAAUGCAGCAAUUAGUGAUAUACCCGACAGUUGCAACUCGAAAAAUGGAACAGGCUUCAACUGUAAAUUUCUUGUAGAUGAUAUUACAAAUGCAGAGAGCAAAGACAAGAAAUGUUCAUAUUUCAAAAAGCUUGAGAAUUGUGUCAAUACAAAUUGCACAGCUAGUACAGACCUUACUAACAAAGUUAACGCUAUGAAAGAGAUUUGCAAUGGCGCCAGCAUCCUCGGUGUCUCCACUAUGCUGAUUUGCUUCCUGGCUGUCAUCUUCAGAUUCAUUGAGGGGUGAAUGUUUUCACCCGAUAUUUUUCUUAUUUUAUAUUUUCUUAUUAUUGUAAUAUUUAUUGCUAAUUAAUUAAGUAGUGACACAAACAAAACAAAUCAUAUUGGUUCAUUUUACACCUUUUGAUUCACACUUUGUCUAAGCAAAAAUAAAAUAUAAACAUUAAGAUUUAUUUUAUACGUAUUUGAUACUUAUACGCAUUCUACUUUAUUUUUUUAAAGGAAAAAAAAAACAACAAAAAAAACCCUACUUUUUGUCAUUAAAAUCUUGGCAAGACUUGACACAUAACAUUUCUGUAUUUUAGCAAAACGAUUAUAGAAACAUUCCGUCCAUUGUUUUAAGCGCAAAACUUGUAAUAAUUAUUUAAGAGUUGUAAUGAUUAUAUUUAAAAUGAAGAGAAUAACACUAUUGUACUAGUGAAAAUGACUCAACACCUAGUGAACUUAUGAGCUAGCUAAAGAAAAAGCUUAUAGCAUGAAACGGUAUUGUUGAUGAACACACAGGUACAACUUAUGUAUAAUGCUGUAAUUUCUUAACAAAAACAAAAUCUUUGUCAAUCAAUUCUAAUCUCAUGAGCAAAAAAUAAUUAACAUAAUUAAAACCAUGUCUAUUUAUAUAUGCAAUAAAUUUUGAAUACAUACA
Messenger RNA from Physella acuta, 1425 nucleotides. RefSeq lists its product as uncharacterized. NCBI's taxonomy places the organism in Eukaryota, Metazoa, Mollusca, Gastropoda, Physidae. The record is from RefSeq and is a predicted model, not a curated record.